AUGGUCAACUCGAACGUCCUUUCCCUCAUCGCUGCCCUGGCUUCCUCAGGUGGACUCGUUCAAGUCAACGCCCUUGGCUGCUACAGCCAUGGGCCCACGUUCUCCGACCUAGGGCCCCUGGAUGUCGAUAGUUCGAUCAACAACUUCUGCAACUCUGACAAGCCCGGGACCUUCACCUUCCACCAGGCCGUCACCCAUUGUUAUUCAGCUAGCAGCAGUUGCAAGAGGAUGGAGGUCACGCUCACGAACAGGAAUGGCAACGACGUCAGUCUUAGCGCUGCGGAUUGCAACCAUUACUUUGGGACCGAGAGAAGCGCUUGCAGUCACGGAAGCGAGCAGAACCAAAGAUCGACCCCAAUGACGGAGUCUGCUGAGCAACUUAUGGGGUUGAAAGUGGCGCAGCGCUGGGCUACAGAGGAGAGAAAUUGA
This is a messenger RNA of Anthostomella pinea, 429 nucleotides long. Lineage: Eukaryota; Fungi; Ascomycota; Sordariomycetes; Xylariales; Xylariaceae. The record is from the annotation of a GenBank genome assembly.